This is a messenger RNA of Ctenopharyngodon idella (grass carp), 3917 nucleotides long. Its product is annotated as galaxin-like. The coding region runs from base 1578 to 2915 and encodes 445 amino acids. The transcript is spliced from 11 exons. The record is from RefSeq and is a predicted model, not a curated record. NCBI's taxonomy places the organism in Eukaryota, Metazoa, Chordata, Actinopteri, Cypriniformes, Xenocyprididae.
GGUUUUUUUUUUUUUUUUUUGUGCUUGACAUGCUUGUAUUUAGGAUGCUACUAGGAUUUUUUAGUGUCAGCUAAUACUGUCAUUUAUAAGAAUAAACCGUUAAAAUUGAUAAUUGAGUAAGUGUAAUAUUAGUUUUUUAUAUAGGCUAAAGCAGUGCCUUGUUAAAGGAUUUGUGGUGUAACCACUUAAGUGUUGAUAAAUUAGCUACAAUUUAGUGUGUCAGUGUUUUCCUUUUUUUUUUUUUUGAAUGGAGGCGGGGACGUUUUGACGCGCUGUAUACAGCGAGCUCGAGCUUGAACGCGGUCACGAGCCGUGCACUUUUUUUCUGUUAGUCGAGUGACUAAGUUGCUGCUGGCGGAGCGCGCUCAACGUAUUACAGAGAUGACUGCUUUCGUUUUGGAACUUUAGCAAAUACUGGCAGCCAGUGAACGAGUAACUGUUACAAACCCACCAAGACUGGAUACGGGUUGACUUGCCGUCGAUGGACAGCAUUUUUGGCCGUGGUUGUGUAGCAGAUAAUUAGUCUUGGCAUGAUUUGAGAACGCGUUUUUCUUGGCUAUUCCAUUGCGCUACUUUGUUGUUGUUUUUCCUUUGUAAACACGCGCGAGACGUGUCCAGCGUCUUUUGCAGCGUGACACGGCGUUCUAAAGAAGUUAAACUUUAAAAAAAAAGACUCUGCGGGAGGUUUUGUUUGUGACCUGCGUCUCGCGUUUUUAAUAACGCGAAAAAAUGUUUACUGCACUGCACUGCAGUUUACAAACGUUUGGAUUAGAUUUUGCGAUGAAUGCCGUUGUUUGGCUUUCUGUUCUUUUUUCUGCGUUGUUGAAAUAUGAUGCUGCGCAUAGCUAGUCUCAUUCUCUGUUUUCAGAAAGAAAUAGGCUAUAUGCAAUUUUUAAUUAAUGCUUGUUGGAAUGUGAUGCUCAUCAUUUCUAAUAAAUUGUAAUUGUAUUCAAUGCAUGUGGCGAGAUCAUUUUGCAUGCGUUUUUUAUUAGGCAAUAAAGUGUUAAGUUGAGCAGUUUUUGUAGUAGUGGGCGUUUUAGCUGCAAGUCAUUGUUUGAGUGUUUUUAAGUAGAACUCAAAUUUCCAAAAACAUUAAGGACUACAUGGGUCAGAAGCAGAACCUUAACCCUAAAACACUUAUAAAAGAAGAGAUUGUUUCUUACGGGCAAUUUACACUGCACUGACCUAUGCUGAGAGUCAACAGAUUGCACAGGAUAUUCCAAGACCAGAGAAAUGCUGAUUCAGCGUGCUCAGUUUACAGAAACAUUAAGCAUGCACUAACAGCAACAGGCUACAACAAGAGUAACACACUGAUCCAACCAAACCCAACAAACUUGUCUGUUGCUGUUGGCUGGCAUCUGCUGGUGCAGUGUGAAUUGGCCUUUAGUAUCAACAGGGCAUAAGGGGAGAGUACACAAAUUCAAAUCAUUAAUAUGUGGAAACUGCUGCUUCAGAUAACAAACAAAUAAAAAGAUGAAAAUCAAACCAAAAAAUCAACCCCACAACAUGAUUCCCAUUGAUAAAGAAUUUGCGUUCAUGACAAAAGAAGCCACAGCAACACGGAUUUCAAUGGACAUAUGGCAAAGAGCCAUCAUCUGCAAUGUGGAAAUGAGUCAUACGUCAGCUCAAGAAGUUCUUGCUGUAAUGGUCAUGUAACUAAUGGAUUAAGCCAACUGGUGGCUGACUGCUGUGGUUCUAAAGCUUACAAUAGCCUAAAUGAGAUUUGCUGUGAUGGCAGCCUCUUCACUCGAAGCAGUGCUCAAGUGCAGUGCUGUGGCAAAGUCAUGUACCUACCGAUGACUCAUUUGUGUUGUGUUGAGAACAAUGUAACUGAACGGAAGGAAAAUCAUGGUUGUUGUGGCAAGGAAUCAUUUGACAUGACAACCCACAUCUGCUGUAGCAACACUCUUACAGUAAAGCUCAAAAAUGAGUCUAGCUCAGAUUCUCCUAGAACAUACAUGGGAAGCUCUCCGGGGACCCGCCCUCUCCCCAAAGUCCCAGAAUUCAAGUGUGGAUCAGAAACCUACAAUCCCCAGGAAGAAAUUUGUUGCUCAGGGAAUAGUUAUAAGGCAUCAGCACUUACUAUGUGCUGUGGUGAAUCUAUUUACACUCCGUUCGAUGAAAAUGUGCUGUGCUGUAACGGAACCCUUCAUCUCAAUGUGCCAAAGCAGUCUGAAUGUGUCGGAGAUGUUGUAUAUACUAACAGUACCUGCCACCUGUCUGCCCGUCCCCGUCUUGGCGAACACUGUUGUGGAGGACAAGCCUUCGAACCUCACACUCAUAUUUGCUGUAAUGGACACAGCCACAACAAGAAAUAUGGUAAUUUCUGUUGUGGUUCAGAUGUCUAUAACCCCCACAACGAGUCUAUGGGAUGCUGCUCGGGUCAUCUCUACAACAAAAGUGAAAAGGAAUGCUGUGGAAACCUCUUGCUGGAACAUAAUAGCAACAAAAUUUGCUGUUCCUCCUCAACCCAUGCCAUGCUUUACGACACCAAACCAAAUCACUUUUGCUGUGGGCAUUACUACUACAACGCGUCCCUGUGGAGCUGCUGUGCAGAACAUCUCAAACCAACACCAAGCCAUAAUAGCGUUCAUGCAGAAUACAGACUUAAACCACUAACAGAUCUGAUUCCUGACAUAUGCAAGAAAACAGUGCUCUUUGGCAAAGUGGAGAGUGUGGCACUUGACAAACAACACCGUCUUGUUGUGUUGAAAGUUGUCAAUGUCUUCAAGGACUCUUGGCAUAACGAAUCCCUGGAUCACUGCAGAACUCCUGCCCUGGAGAACGGCAUGACCUACCUUUGGGAGAACACCAACAAUGGGUACAAGCCUGUCUCCAUCCCUGUUGAGAAAAUCUCUGACAUUCAUAUGUUCUAUACCGUAUGUCACCAACAUAAGUGUCAGAAAGAAGGAUAGAAAUAUGGAUUGAGGUCUAUUUCCAGUCAGUUCAAAGCAAAUCCAUGCUGUUUUUCAUUAGGUGUCUGUUCUGAAGAGAAAUAAUGACCUCAGUAUGUGAAAGCCAUUAUAUUUCAAAGCUAAAACAUUUAUUCCUAUAAGCAAGUUAACAAUGUCUCAGCAUUACAUAUUGUCAUCUUGUGCUUUUUUUCCCCAUUGGACUGAUCCUGUGUGGAUUAAGCUAUUCAGUCAGAUAAUUUUAAUCAAAAGAGUUCUCUCUUUUGAAAUUUAAAUUGCUAUGCAGUGUUCAUUUUAUGUAUUACAAGUUGCACUGCGACAGCAUUUUUAAUUGUACUGUAUUUUGAUAUUUUAUCAGUCUCAGGUCUGUUCCAAUUUCUGUUCCAUGUUUUAAUAAUUUGAAGGGCCUUGAUGUACUAUAGCCCAAAGGUGCUUUUAAAAUUUGUGUUAAUUAAUGGCUUUUAUCCUAAUUCACAAGAAGACAGCAGUUAUUUUUUUUCUUGUAUUUUUGGAUAUUUUAAAAUUUGUAUUGAUGACAACUCGAUAGUAAAUUGUUGUAGCUAUGCAUUUCUUUUUAUAUUUUUAUUUUAUUAUUUCCUUUCAUUGAAUGACAAAUCUAUAGGUCACUAUUUGCCAAACAGUGGUUGUCCUUCACUAACCGUGCGGACACACGUGAAUUUUCACACUGAAAUCUAAACACCUGGGUUAUACAUCUCAUAUAUUCAUUAACACAUUUGCAUACAGUAUGAACCAUGUAGAGACUUGGGAUUUUUUAAUGUUCUCCUGUUCUAUACUGUUUAAUUUCCAUGUAUUAACUAUAUAUAACUGUGAAUACAAGCUAAUCACACAGCUUUCAUUUGUGAUGUUGUGUGAUGAAAGUUCACUCAUUCAGUUUAUUAUAGAAAUGCAGACAUGGAACAUUGUGAAAAUUAUAUAAUAUAUUGCCAUUUGGGAUUGUAUAUCAAAUCUGUUAUUUCUAAAUAAAAAUAUAUUGAGAAGCACAAA